This is a messenger RNA of Cynoglossus semilaevis (tongue sole), 1560 nucleotides long. RefSeq names its product Rho guanine nucleotide exchange factor (GEF) 39 (gene arhgef39). Gene Ontology annotation, molecular function: guanyl-nucleotide exchange factor activity. Lineage: Eukaryota; Metazoa; Chordata; Actinopteri; Pleuronectiformes; Cynoglossidae. The transcript is spliced from 12 exons. The record is from RefSeq and is a predicted model, not a curated record. Gene Ontology annotation, cellular component: plasma membrane. Bases 364 to 1560 code for a protein of 398 amino acids. Gene Ontology annotation, biological process: positive regulation of cell migration.
CGGGAUAUACGAGUUUGGUGGGCCGGUCAAACAAAUAAACAAACUAGAUAAAUAACUGUAGUGACAUCUUGUAAGGGAAACGUAGCGAUACACACGAUGGGUAUGGUAGUGUAAUCAACAUAUUUGUUCUAUCCAAGACUUUAUUUUACUUAUAAAGUCUUCCCAUUAAUAAUACAAACAUUCUUAUGAGGAGCUGGUACUUCCUGCUAUUGUGUCGUUUCCUGUAGAGUAGCCAAUCAGCGUGCGAGUUCGCAGCAAAACCAGGAAGAAGGAAACGGAGCCUGAAAAGAGCGCCUCGAUCAAAACUGAAGACGUUACCAGAAGUUUCCUCCUCAUCCUGUAGUUUUCGUUUUCACUGCGACCAUGAGUUUCCUCACUGGUCAGUCCAACACCAUCCAGGAGCAGAGAGACCGGUGGGAGAGAAAACGCAGCCGCACCGCCAAAGAGUUGGUGAAAACUGAACAGCAGUACUGCCAGCAGCUGGCGCUGGUCACAACUUACUUUGUGGAGAUCCUGAAGGCCAAAGGAACCCUGAAGCAGGAUGUUAGAGAAAACAUCUUCAGUUCAAUUAAAGCAAUUCAUUCCAUAAACCAAUCUCUCUUGGUCCACUUGGAGAACGGCUACAUCGGACGAGGUUUCCACCAGUUCUGUCCACAGCUGCAAAACUACAACGUGUACGUUGACAACAUCUACGAUGCCACCAAAGUGCUGCGGAUCCAACUGAAGAAAAACAAGGCCUUCAGACGUUUCAAGAAACUACAGGAAGCGCGACCAGAGUUCGACGACCACAAGCUGGAGGAUUUACUACAGCUGCCUGUUCUACGUAUCGAUCACUACAAGCAUUUUUUGCAAGACCUGGCUGCCAACACCAGUCCAGACGAUCCAGAGUUUGAGCAGCUCUCAGGAGCAGUGAUGGCGGUGUGUGAGGUUUCACAGCGAAUCCAAAAUAACGCCCGACGCCACGAGAAUCACCUGCAGCUGUGUCGUGUGCAGAAACUGCUGAAAGGACGGAGUACAAAGGUGAUGGCUGCAGGGCGGUGGUACGUCCGUGAGGGCUGGCUGAACGCCGUUCCGCCCAAAGGUAAAGAGGCCAAGGCCAAGAUGUUCUUCCUGUUCUCCGACGUGCUGCUGCAGGCCAAACGCUGCAGCCCGCUGCACCCCACCACCGGAGACAAGUUCACGGGCCAGCACAUGUACCCCCUCCAGGACUGUGUGGUGGAGAAGGUGUUUGGACACACCAAGAGCCGAGGAGGUCUGCUGAGUCUGAGUUUCCCCAAAGCCAAACUGCUGCUGAUGUCCAACAACCAGGAGGACCUGAACGACUGGUACCAGAGCUUGAGCACCGCCGUCAGGAAGCUCCAGUCCAAACAGACGGUGGUCCACCGCAGAGAAGACCACCUGCAGCAGUCAGCUGACGGACACGGUGUCCUGAGCAGCAGCAGCUCCAACGUCCCUGGACGGAAGAGGAACCUGGACGCCAACGUGAAGGCCCCUCCUGUUGAGUGGGAGGGUGGCGCCCCCCAGAGGGGGAAGCAGCCCGACCCUCCAGGCCAGAAUUAA